GUCUUACAGGCCGCUAGCUAAGGCGACCGCAAAUGCUGUGUGCGCUGCACGUUUGCUCUUUCACGCCGUCGACAUACAUUUUAAGCAUCCAUUCAAAGCCUGCGUAGCGCUGUGGAAGCAUAAGCUGCGUAGCGCCUCUCAGCUUCAAAAGGCAAAACCAACAGCAUUACAGCACCAGCCCCGACGCCGUCGCCGCGCUUCAAAAGGCAAAACCAACCGCAUUACAGCAAACCCAGACGCCGUCGACGCUAAAACAAGAAAAUGCCGAGCGCCUUGGAAUUAGCCGGCAGCGCCCACCGCGCGACGAGCCCAGCCUUCAAGCUCCACGCCAUGUUAGCAUGUCUACAAAUCGCGCUCGUGACCUGGAUUUGUAGGGCCGCGGACAUCUGGCGCAGCAAGCGCACGUCCGAACAGUUCCCGGGCCACCUGGGGCCUUCCGUCUUCAUCGCGGCCAUCGGCGUCAGCGCGCUGACGGCGGAGUGGCCGUGGCGGACGCGGGCCGCGAUCGAGGGCAAGCUCUCGAUGUGGGGCGGCGGCUCCUACGUCGCGGGCGAGGCUGUGAAUAGAUUGCUCGAGGGCGUGCACUCUCAAAGUGCUCUCAAACAUUAUUUGAGACACGGGCUGCACGCGUGGAUGUCGCUCUUCGUUUUUUGUUUGGGAUUGGCCUUCCUCCAGGCGUCCAAGCUCGAGGGCGCGGCGGGAGCGCGGCUGGCCCGCGCGCCGCACGCGUGGUUCGCGAGCGCGUUGGUUUUCGGCGUCCCUUGUCCUAUCAGUACGCCAUUGCCGCGACUCGAGUAUCACACAGGUGGGGCUGGUUCAUCUGGGCGCACAAGCAGCCGAACAACUUCGGCGUGGCGAUGCACGCCUGCACGUCGAUCUGGAUCGCCAUGGGCGCGCUGCUGCGCGUGUUUGGGGAGCGGAACCGGCCGCCGCGCGAGGCCGGCGCGUGCUACGUCUUCGCGGCCUACGCGUUCUUCGGCGGGCAGAUGGGCCUGACGCUCACGGCCGAGGCGUCGCACGUCGACGUGGGCGCCUACGUCGUGAUCUGGCACAUCCUGCCCUGCUGCUGGCUCCUGGCGUACGUCCGGCUCUUCCUCGCGCGCGCGCCGGCGGACGGCUACGGCGCCGUGGCUACUUUGGACGACGAGGCGCCGGGGAUUGAUCCGGACGACCGACCCGCGUCCCGGGGAUCGAUCAUGCUCUAGGUAUCUUAAUCUGAAUUCGAUCAUGAUCUAAUUACUCGCGGCCGCGGCGACCGCGUCGAGGGGCGCCAGGACC
This is a messenger RNA of Pelagomonas calceolata, 1278 nucleotides long. Lineage: Eukaryota; Pelagophyceae; Pelagomonadales; Pelagomonadaceae. The record is from the annotation of a GenBank genome assembly.